Paramecium primaurelia is the source of this 841-nucleotide messenger RNA. Lineage: Eukaryota; Ciliophora; Oligohymenophorea; Peniculida; Parameciidae. The record is from the annotation of a GenBank genome assembly.
AUGCUUGAAGUUUCAUCAACUGAGAUUAUCUUCGACUUAAAAAAUGAUGUUUAUAUACCUUACAACAUAAGUUUAAAAAAUGUCACAUCACUAUAUAUAGCAUAUAAAGUUUAAGAAAAAACUUAUUUAAUAGAUUAAAUCCACUAAACCAGAACUUUUUUCUGUCAAAUAAAGUAGAGGAUUAAUUUCACCACAUCAAUCUGAAAUUAUUGAAUUCAGCACAACAGAUAGAGCAAAAGUACAUUAUAAAUAAGAAUAUAGGAAGAAUUUAGAUCCAAAGCAUAUCGUCAAUUAAAAAUUCUAAAUUUAUGCUAUUAGUAUUUAAGAGAAGAAAUCAGUAAAAUUAAAUAUAUAAUUAGACUGCUGAAAUUGAUAAUCUAUUUCAAUCUCAAGCAUGUUUUAAUAUUAGAUUAUGUACAAGUGUAUUGAAAGAAGAAUUUGGCAAAAAAAUUCCAAUCUUUGGUAAUAAUUUGGCUUCUAGUCAUACAUCAAUUCUAGUAUGAAAUAAAUUCAAUAUAUUUAAUAGUCAAAUAGUAGAACAGAAUCAUAGCCUAUUUUACAAUCUAUGAUUUAAUCAAAUCCAUUAAAUAAUUAAGUAUAGUGUGUUUAAAGACUCAAAUAAAUUGAAUUAGAUCUAGUAUUAUAUUAUUGAUUAUAAAAUUAGGCAGAAGAAAAAAGAAAGAGAGAAUAAAUAUAUAAUACAAUUGAAAUCUCAAAAUUAAAAAAAGGUUGUUUUUAUAAUUAAUAAAUAGGUUCAUCAUUAUUCAAAUUUAUUUUACCAAUAAUUUUAGGAAUUGUAUUAUCAAAUUUUUACUAAUUGAGUCUUUAAUAUUAUGAAUGA